AUGGUUGUAAUGAACGGCUUCAACACCUGCAAGUACUAUUUCUCGUCCUCGGAUGGUGCCAAUUGCCUGCGUGGAGAGCAAUGCCACUUUUGGCAUGGACAGCCUGCGGAUUUUAAACAAAAUCGACGCCGCUGGAUGGCGAAGCGGCUCGAACAGCGUGCAAAAGCUGCACAACUGGCAGGUGAUAGUAGCGAUCCUCACUCCAAAAUCGACAAGGCGCAACGUAGUCGCAUCUUCUGCGAUUGGCUUGUGGACAUUUUAGGAGAUGAACAUCUUGCCUCAGGAACGGGUGUUGUUGAUGUAGCUGGUGGUAAAGGUGAUAUCCCGAUACAACUCUGGAUUCAACGAGGUAUUCCGACAACGCUAAUUGACCCGAGACCCAAGAAACUUGACAAAUACAACCGAAAACUUGUUGCUAAGGCGCAAGCUGCUGACGGUCGCAAGAUGAGCCCUCAAUUGCUCCGCUGCCUCGAUGACGAAACAUUGAAGUUGCAAAAGGAGCUGUUCACACACUGCUCUAUUCUCGUUGGCAUGCACCCAGACGAGGCCACUGAAGCUAUUGUUGACGCUGCUAUGACGCUAAGAAAGCCAUUUGCCGUUGUGCCUUGUUGCGUGAUGAGCCGGGCAUUUCCAAAUCGCCAAUGCCGUGAUGGCACACUUGUCGACACGUACGAGACAUUCGUAAGAUAUCUACUAAAGCAUCCAUCAGUUCAAAGCGCAUUCCUGCCGUUUGCUGGCCGCAAUCAGGUGCUGUACCUUUUCGACUACGACGAGGGACAAAGAGCGAGCGCUAAAAUCGUUGACACAACCAGCACAUAA
Peronospora farinosa is the source of this 819-nucleotide messenger RNA. The record is from the annotation of a GenBank genome assembly. Lineage: Eukaryota; Oomycota; Peronosporomycetes; Peronosporales; Peronosporaceae.